GUUUUUGCGGACGGCCAACGUGCGGCAAAUCAUUCUCUGGCUGUUUGCCAGUGGGGACAGAAAAUCCCAUACAGAUGAUCCCAAAGGAAGAAUGAGUGCUGUGGAAUAGCAUCUAGCUAGCAUCUUUUACUUCAUGUAUCUAGAGCGCAGUGAAAGCGAUUGUGAAAAUAGUGGACAUUUGUGCAUAUACGUAUACUUAAACGAAUCUGUCUAAACGAACGAAACAGCAGAUCAACAUGGAUGAAAUGUUGGAAAUGUUCAACUCCUUCAUAGGGGAAGCAUUCGAUCGGGAAAAGGCAAUGGCUGUUGAAUUCACGGAAUUCGAAAAGAAACUUAACGAAUGCGUUACACUGGCCAACGAGCGGGGUACGCCGGUCCAGAACAAGAAGCGUCCAAAGAGACAGGUCUCCAUAAUCGAAAGGGAUGAGGAAGUCACGGGUAGCAGUGAGACGCACGAAGCAGCAUUGAAUAACGGGCAUGAAUCGCAACAAUCAGGAAAGCGAACGUCUGCGACUGAUCUCGCCCCUAACCUUCCGCCUCGGUCAUCGGCCCGCAUGCUGGACGUUGCUGGCAAAGGUCGAGACGAUCAGGCCCCUCAACUCAUGGAAACUAGUAGCGAAUCGAAUGAAAGUACCAUACGCCCAUCGAGAACGGCCCGGUUAAAGGCACAGGAAAAACUGAAAGAACCUACGUUGAAUAGCAAGCUACGUAACGAUGGUGGAACAACCGUAAACAUAAAGAUUGAACGUAGCUCAACCGUCGCCAAUAGCACGCUAGUCCGUGGGGGAAAGGAUAAAUCGACGGAGCAACAAACGUACGAGGAGAUGGAAACGGAGAAUGAUGCGAACCAGGCAAACAGAAUCAUUUCACCGGUGGCAGACAAACGCAACGACGAAGGUUUCUCGAGUGCGACUGAAGCACCAAAGCAGGAGAAUGAUAAACCGCCAGCAACUGUUCGCGAAAUGUCGCUAAUGGUCAUUCCUCCCGUGGUACCCAAGGUGGAGAUUAUUUCCGAUGAGGAGAUGCCUCCACCAAGUAUGCCACCACCGAAGGUCCCUCUACCCAAGGUACGCACGAAAAAGAAGCAAACCGCUGGAGUGAAGAAUAAAAAAGAUGCCAACGAUACAGCGUCCAGUUCGGCCGUUUCAUCGGCUGACUCGACGAUGAACAGCACGAGCAGUACGGUUAGCAGCAACGCUAGCACCAGCACCAGUGGUCGUCCGAGCCGAUUGAAAUCAAAAACGGCAGUAAAACAGCCAGCUGUUCCGACCCCAACGAGUAUGGAGCUGAACGUGGUGAUCGAACCGAUUCGUAUCAAAACGGAAAAACUUUCGAUCGUACAGCGGUCCACUAGUAGGAUGUCCGAUAAGUCCACCUAUGAAGAUGCACACGAGCAACAAAAUCAGCAUCAAGCGGAACGCAUGCAGCUGGAAAAGCAAAUGCGACCACUAAAAAUUGCGCUAGAAAAGAUGCCUCUGCAAGCUGUGUCCCAACCGAACGCAAAGGGUGGCCAAUGUGACCUAAAUGGAACGUACACUCAACCUAUGCCUGCCGAUGGUACAUUCAUUACACCGCCAUCCGUUCAGGAUGGCACAUUUACGGUAAAUUCACCAAUGGAAAAUGCUCCGGGUGAACAGCGGUGUAACGAAACGUUUAAUAUUCCUACCGGUGGUGGAACUCCAUCCGGUCAGCUGGAAAAGCGACCUAACGAUACGUUUGUGAUUGAGAAGCAUGGUUCGGUGAAAGGACAAUGCCCGCCCAAUGUUGGGGAUAUAAUGAUGGCUAACGCGAGCAUUAUGACCGAAGAUGAAUCGGUCAUAGAGAACUCACCGAUCCUGGUGCAACAAUUACCGGAACAGCCGAAAUCUAAACCAACACCCGUCAGACAUAAGGUGGGCCCACCCGUAACAAAUGCAAAGCCGAAGAAUGUUUCCACCUUGAAAAAGUCUGUCAGCAGUGUUGCAUCGAUUGGUACCAAGUCGGCGGCAGAUGCGAAGAAAAAUAAGGAACUUUUCAACCCGUGCGUGAUGAGCCCGAUCAAGAGCCGCAUCGAGGCGUUUGAAAAGUGUGCUACCACCACGUCGAAGAUUGGUACACCGCAAGCCCAGAUCGGACGGCUCAUGAAAACGGUCAGCACACCGACAAUCGGUACGGAAACGCAUGGACUGGUGCGGUCGGCCCACGUCAAACCGCUUGCCUCAUCCGCUUACACCCCGAACUGUGCCUCCCAACCCAUACCGAAAGCAUCAUCAGCCUCCAAGGUUGGUCAGAUGCAGAGUAAAGCCUUACAGCACACCACACGUAGCCAAUCGCGUGACUCUAGCUGGGACCGUGCUACGGCCGGUGGCAGUGGAACACUUUCGACGGCCUCAUCCACCUCGUCCCUGCUGGACGAGAAAAAGAAGAAGCGCGAAGAAAAGCAACGUUUGGCGGCGGCGCAACGGGAAGCGAUGGAGCGCGAGAAGCGCGAACAUGCGGAACGGUUGGUGCGCGAAAAGGAGGAAAAGUAUCGGAAGCUCGUUCACGAAAAGCAGGAAAAGAUACGUAUCGAUGCGCAAAAGAAGGCACGCAAGCUGGAGGAGUUUGAGAAGCGGCGUCUGAUGGAGGAACAGAAGACACUUGCCGAUCAGAAGCGGGAUGAGUUGGCCAAACAGUUGGCCGAACAGCAAAGAAUCGACCGAGAGCUGCUGGACACGUUGAAACAAAAUCAGGUGAAGGAGAACCACGAAGUGAAACUGCACAAGCAGCUGUAUCAGCAGAAGAUGCGUCAGCAGCAACAGCAGCAGCAGGCAGCAAAGAAAAAAUUGGCUGCCGCCCAAACGGAGGUGUUUACGUUCGACAUGAUCGACACAGAUGACACCACGGAUGAGGACGUUGCCGAAGAUCCAAGCGCACCCCGUAAGAAGAAGCGUCCACCACCGCCGGCAUGGUGUCAGAAGUCAUCCAAUUUCCAGCACAGACUUACAAUCCAGGCCCGCAUCGAUACGAAAGUGAUCGAUAGUCUGUUUUCCGUGCAACCGAUGACACCCGAUCUGCGUGUGCUGUUCCCUUCCAUCGAUGCACAAAAGCUGAAGCGAAACUCGAGUGCAAUUUGGCGCACACCGCCACGCCACUCGCAGCUUCCGUGAAACAUUGCCGCGCCGCGAAUGUCACUAGGACAAAUGUGUUUUUAGUUGUAAACUGUACCAGUAAUAGGAAGCUACAUGGACCGAUUCAUGCUCGAUUCUAUUAAACGUUAAGUAUCUCUCGUUGCAAACAUUUGCUUCUCCCAUUAAUAGCGGAUCGUGCGUGUUGUGCAUGGUGGUUGUUGUAAGUUGCGCAUGUAGCGUGUCCUUUGUUUGUUGGAAGAGAAUAUUUCAUGAAUGAUCGUUGAAUGGGACAAUCAUUUCAAGUUUUUGUGGAGAUCACCAUCUUCUCGCACAUUGAUGAUUUUUACUACGUUGAUUAACCACUGAUAUAUUUUUUUCUAGUAUACAUACAGUGCAUUUUAUCUUUG
Messenger RNA from Anopheles moucheti, 3496 nucleotides. RefSeq names its product inner centromere protein (gene Incenp). Gene Ontology annotation, biological process: positive regulation of protein serine/threonine kinase activity; meiotic spindle midzone assembly; mitotic cytokinesis. NCBI's taxonomy places the organism in Eukaryota, Metazoa, Arthropoda, Insecta, Diptera, Culicidae. Gene Ontology annotation, cellular component: midbody; nucleus; meiotic spindle midzone. The record is from RefSeq and is a predicted model, not a curated record. Gene Ontology annotation, molecular function: protein serine/threonine kinase activator activity. Bases 237 to 3128 code for a protein of 963 amino acids. The transcript has 4 exons.